CCCAUCCCGCUCCCGCAUCCCUCUCUGUGACCAUUCCAGCCCCAUCCCACCCCGGACCGGUGCAGGAUGUGUCCCCUGUGGCUGGGCGUGGCCAGCCUGUGCCUGGGGACACUUUGGGCUGUCCCAGCCAAGGAGAGGAGAAAGGCGGACAAACCCAAAUCUGACCUGACUCUCUACGAAAACCUGGAUUUGGACAACUACGACCUGACCCUGGAUAACUACGGCGAGAUCCUGGACCUGAGCAACUACGAGGAGCUCUACGACUACGGGGACCUGGCUCCGAAGAUCGAGGUUGGCACCUUGGCUCCUCGCCCCAAAGACCCCGAAACCCUCCCGGACCUGGGUUUAGCUACGGCUGGAACCCCAAAACUGCAGCACCCGACCGGCGCUGGUCCCGUCCCCGCUGCACCCAUCCCCGGGCAGGCGCUGCCCAGCUGCCUGCUGUGCCUGUGCCUGGGCACCUCUGUGUACUGCGAUGACGCUGACCUGGAGCACAUCCCGGCGCUGCCCCCGGACACCGCCUACCUGUGCGCCCGCUUCAACCGCAUCGGGACCAUCCGCGCCGGGGACUUCAGCGGCCUCGCGAAGCUGAAGCGCAUCGACCUGAGCAGCAAUUCCAUCUCGUGGGCGGACGCGGACGCGUUCCGGCUGCUGCCCAGCCUGCAGGAGCUGCUGCUGCCCGAGAACCGCCUGACGGCGCUGCCCGAGCUGCCCCGCAGCAUCGUCCGCCUGGACGCGCGUCUGAACCGCAUCCCCAGCGCCGGCCUGCGCCCCGAGGCUUUCCGGGACCUGAAGCAGCUGCAGUUCCUCCAUCUCUCCGAUAAUCAGCUGGAUUUUAUCCCGGUGCCCCUUCCCGAGAGCCUGCGCUCCCUGCACCUCCAG
Molecule: messenger RNA, 882 nt
Organism: Malurus melanocephalus (red-backed fairy wren)
Lineage: Eukaryota; Metazoa; Chordata; Aves; Passeriformes; Maluridae
Gene: OPTC
Product: opticin
Exons: 5
Molecular function (GO): protein binding
Source: RefSeq, a predicted model, not a curated record